This is a messenger RNA of Leptinotarsa decemlineata (Colorado potato beetle), 1038 nucleotides long. It is a transcript of the gene Naxd, whose product is annotated as NAD(P)HX dehydratase. The record is from RefSeq and is a predicted model, not a curated record. NCBI's taxonomy places the organism in Eukaryota, Metazoa, Arthropoda, Insecta, Coleoptera, Chrysomelidae. Gene Ontology annotation, molecular function: ATP-dependent NAD(P)H-hydrate dehydratase activity. Gene Ontology annotation, biological process: metabolite repair.
AAACACUGAACUGAAUGAACUCAACAUGUUUUUAAAAACAAUUGUCAUUGUCGUCUUGAUGUUAACACUAACGACAAAAUUGUUAGCAAAUGUGAGUAAAAGUCAAGUAACACCUGUCAGAGGUUUGGGCAAGAAAAUGUGUGAUUCAUUGCAGGACAGAAUUAUUCGGAGGGUUGCCACUUUGGCUCCGCCUCUAACUAGGGACCGGCAUAAGGGACAAGCUGGUCGAAUCGGAAUAUUUGGCGGGAGUAUUGAAUAUACUGGCGCUCCAUAUUUCUCCUCAAUCAGUGCCCUGAAAGUUGGAGCAGACCUAUCAUAUGUUUUCUGUAACAAGGAAGCGGCAACAGUAAUCAAGUCUUAUAGUCCUGAGUUAAUAGUACUACCCGUUCUCGAUGAUUCGGAGGCAAUUGAAAAAAUUGAACCGUGGUUGGAAAGAUUGCAUGUGGUUCUUAUUGGCCCUGGUUUAGGUCGCCAGGAAAAAACUUUCAGGGUUAUCGAGCAAGUCAUUGAAAGCUGUAGGAACAAAAGAAAACCAAUGGUAAUUGACGCCGAUGGCCUUUUCUUGAUUUCACAAAAACCAGAAAUUAUAAAAAAUUACCCUGCACCAAUCAUUCUGACCCCGAACGUAAUGGAAUUCAACAGACUGGUUCAACGAAAUGAUGGCGAUGGUACGAAGCUGGAACGCUCUUCAAAUUUUCUCAAAAAUCUUGGAGGUAACAUAACCCUUCUCUGCAAAGAUGCCGAGGAUGAAAUAAUCAGCAACGGCACGGUUGAAAUUGUGAAAGGAGGAGGAUCUGGGAGGAGAUGUGGGGGCCAAGGGGAUCUUCUAGGAGGGGCUUUGUCAACUUUUUUCGCUUGGGCCGUUAUGAAAGGCGAAGAUGCGAAUGUUGCUUGCUACGCAGCUGCCAAGCUUACAAGGGAGUGUAACGCGAGAGCUUUUGCUAAGUUUGGGAGGAGUAUGACUACGACGGAUAUGAUUGAAGAGAUUCACGGAGUAUUUGCAGAUUACUUUGAAUUGGAAUAAAAUCUUAUGAUGUG